AUGGCUGUCCACACGUCUUUUCCCUCUGCCAGGGGAUCGGCGAUGUUUCAGAGGCUGCCCAUGAAUGAAGAGCCUGGGUGCGUGAACAAAGACGUGGAGCAGAGCCCAGCCAACCCGUGUCGGGCAAGGAGACACCGAGUCGUUACCAUUAUCCCAAAGAAGGACCCCCAGGAGGAUGAGAGUAUUAUUGCUGUACAUCUAAAGUCAAGGGGCCGGCAGUCAGACCAGAUGCCUGCCCCCAGUCCAUCUGCCAGGGCUGCGGUCACACUAUUGCUAGCUAUGAGGUUCAGUUGCCAGAACCAUUUGGAGUCAAAUUAUGGAGCUAAGAAGUUAUCUCCAGAAAAUGAUAUUUACGAAAUAAAUUUGCCCAAACAGAGUAUAACGCAAAUAAGUAAAACUCCUGGCCUCAAGGCCUCCAAUUGUAGAAAUGACUCAAAAAGCAGAAAUAGAUUUAGGGGACGACAGAGACAUCAAGAGGGGUAUAUCAGUCAAAAGAUAAUAAGCUAUGAAAAAAUGCAUACUUAUACUCAUCAUAUUUCUCUUAUUCACAAUACAGAUAAGCCAUAUGAAUGUAAGGAGUGUGGGAAGUACUUUAGUCGUGGUUCAAAUCUUAUUCAGCAUCAGAGUAUUCAUACGGGAGAGAAACCCUACAAAUGUAAGGAAUGUGGGAAGGCCUUUAGACUUCUUAUCCAGCUUACUCGCCAUCAGAAAUUUCAUAGUGGUGAAAAACCCUUUAAAUGUAAGCAAUGUGGGAAAGCUUUUAGUCUUCCCACCCAGCUCAAUCGCCAUGAGAACAUUCAUACAGGUGAGAAACCAUUUGAGUGUAAGGAAUGCGGUAAGUCCUUUAAUCGUAGCUCAAACCUUGUUCAACAUCAGAGUAUUCAUGCUGGCGUGAAACCCUAUGAAUGUAAAGAGUGUGGGAAAGGCUUUAAUCGUGGUUCAAACCUUAUUCAGCACCAGAAAAUUCAUUCUAGUGAGAAAUCCUUUGAGUGUAAGGAGUGUGGGAAGGCCUUUUGUCUUCCAGUAGAGCUUGCUAGACAUCAGAACAUUCAUACUGGUGAGAAACCAUUUACAUGUAAGGAAUGUGGCAAGGCCUUCAGUCGUGGCUCGAAUCUUGUCCAACAUCAGAGUAUUCAUACUGGUGAGAAACCCUACGGAUGUAAGGAGUGUGGAAAGGCUUUUAGACUUCACCUACAACUUUCUCGACAUCAGAAAACGCAUACUGGUGAAAAACCAUUUGAAUGUAAAGAAUGCGGGACAGCCUUCCAAUAUCAGUACCAACUUAUUGAGCAUCAGCGAAUUCACACAGGUGUGAAACCUUAUGAAUGUAAGGAAUGUGGGAAAUUGUUUCGUCGUGGUUCAAACCUCAUUCAACAUCGGAGUGUUCAUACUGGAAAGAAACCUUUUGAAUGUAAGGAAUGUGGGAAGGCCUUUAGACUCCAUAUACAACUUAUUCGACAUGAGAAAUUUCAUACCGGUGAGAAGCCCUUUGAAUGUGGAAAAUGUGGAAAAGCCUUUAGUCUUCUCACCCAGCUUCAUCGGCAUGAGAACAUUCAUACAGGUGAGAAACCAUUUGAAUGUAAAGAAUGUGGGAAGUCCUUUAAUCGUGUCUCAAACCUUGUUCAACAUCAGAGUAUUCAUGCUGGCGUGAAACCCUAUGAAUGUAAAGAGUGUGGGAAGGGCUUUAAUCGUGGUUCAAACCUUAUUCAGCAUCAGAAAAUUCAUUCUAGUGAGAAACCCUUUGAGUGUAAGGAGUGCGGGAAGGCCUUUAGGUAUCAUUACCGACUUAUUGAACAUCAUAGAAUGCAUACUGGGGAGAAACCCUUUGAAUGUAAAGAAUGUGGGAAGGCCUUUACUCUUCUGACACAGCUUACUCGACAUCGGAACAUUCAUACUGGUGAGAAACCAUUUAAAUGUAAGGAAUGUGGCAAGGCCUUCAAUCGUGGUUCAAAUCUUGUUCAACAUCAGAGUAUUCAUACUGGCGAGAAACCCUAUGGAUGCAAGGAGUGUGGAAAGGCUUUUAGACUUCACCUACAACUUUCUCGACAUCAGAAAACGCACACUGGUGAGAAACCAUUUGAGUGUAAGGAAUGUGGGGCAGCCUUUAGACAUCAAUACCAAGUUAUUGAACAUCAGCGAAUUCAUACAGGUGUGAAACCCUAUGAAUGUAAGGAAUGUGCAAAGAGCUUUAGUCGUGGUACAGACCUUAGAGUACAUCAGAGAAUUCACACUGGUGAGAAACCCUUUGAAUGUAAGGAAUGUGGGAAGGCCUUUCGACAUCAUUAUCAGUUUCUUGGACAUUCCAGAAUUCAUACUGGUGAGAACCCCUAUGAAUGUAAGGAAUGUGGGAAAUGCUUUAUUUGCAGUAGUGAACUUAGAGUACAUCAGAGAAUUCAUACUGGUGAGAAACCAUAUCAGUGUAAGGAAUGUGGGAAGGCCUUCAGUCGUAGCUCAAACCUUAUUCAACAUGUUAAAAUUCAUACUGGUGAGAAGCCCUAUGAAUGUAAGGAAUGUAAAAAGGCCUUUAGCAAUAAUUAUGAACUUACUGUACAUCAGAGAAUUCAUACUGGUGAGAAACCUUAUGAAUGUAAGGAAUGUGGGAAAACUUUUAGACUUAGUUCAGUCUUUACUGCCCAUCAGAGAAUUCAUACAGGUAUGAAACCCUAUGAAUGUAAAGAAUGUGGAAAGAGCUUUAGUUGUAGCUCAAACCUUAUUCAACAUGAGAGGAUUCAUACUGGUGAAAAACCUUAUGAAUGUAAGGAAUGUGGGAAGGCCUUUAGACUUAGGUCAGUGUUUAUUGCCCAUCAGAGAAUUCAUACAGGUCUGAAACCCUAUGAGUGUAAAGAAUGUGGGAAAGCCUUUACUGUGACUGGUCAGCUGACCCGACAUCAGAAAAUUCAUAAUCGUCAGAAGUCCUAUGAAUAUAAGGAAUGCGGGAAAAAAACCUUCCCUGGUUAUGAACAGCUUACUCAUCAUCAGAGAGUUCACAGUGGCAAGAAAUCCUAUGGAUAUAAAAGAAUGUGGGAAGACCUUCCAUCAUGGACUGAGAUUUGCUCAACAGCACAGUAUUCCUACUGGUGA
Messenger RNA from Puma concolor (puma), 3081 nucleotides. The record is from RefSeq and is a predicted model, not a curated record. Lineage: Eukaryota; Metazoa; Chordata; Mammalia; Carnivora; Felidae.